AUGGCAACCAGCGAUCCAACCCCCUUCCAAUCCAUCCCCUGGAUAUCAACCCUCCUAAAAGAUGACUCCUUCGUGACCCUCUCCAUCCCCUCAAGAACAAUCAAAUCCUCCGGGGAAGAUAGCCUCUUCUCCAAAACCCUUAGUUCAAAUACAACCCUAUCUGCCUGUCUCAGCCAGUACCGCCCACCAGCAAAUCCCACCAAACCCCCCAAACAAACCCAAUCUCCCGCGUCAAGCACACCCGCCGAAGCUGAAGAACUCCGCCUAUUCUUCAUCCUCGGCUCUGAUCUAAAUGGAUACCCCGGCAUCCUACACGGCGGCAUAGUUGCUGCACUCCUAGACGAAGCGACCGGCCUCUUGUUAGCACUCAAUGGCCAUGUCGGGGAUGCUUCGACACGGGAGGCCAAGAAUGCACAGCCGGGUCCUGUGACUGCGUAUCUGAAUACGAAGUUUUUGCGUCCUGUGCCUACGCCGGGCGCAAUUCUGGUGCAGGCAAGGAUGAUGGAGGUUAAGGAGAAUCGGAAGUGGAGGGUUGAGGGGCAGAUUCUGGAUGGGGAGGGGUUAGUUCUUGCUGAGGCUGAGGCUUUGUAUAUUAGACCGAGAGCGAAGAUUUAG
Messenger RNA from Penicillium daleae, 615 nucleotides. Its product is annotated as PaaI family thioesterase. NCBI's taxonomy places the organism in Eukaryota, Fungi, Ascomycota, Eurotiomycetes, Eurotiales, Aspergillaceae. The coding region runs from base 1 to 615 and encodes 204 amino acids. The transcript has a single exon. The record is from RefSeq and is a predicted model, not a curated record.